GUGUUGUGAUUUUCAUGUAGUGCUCCAAAGCGGUCGUUGUUCUUCAGGGUGUGGCAUCUUCUCGACGGGCGUGGCUGUUGCUUAAUGGGUGUGUCUCUUCUUCAAAUAGAAACCAUUGAUGUGAAUGAUGAUCCGGUAUGACAAACUUUUACAAUGAAGGAGGUGUUUUUUACUGUCAAUCGGGACAGUGUUUUAAAAAAACAUUCCGUCACCUCUGCUCUGUCCCAGCUGUCUUAUAACCGUCUUUGUCAAGAUAAUUGGAGCCAACGUGCACAUGUUGAAGACACUUAAACCUGGAUGGUGUUUGGCGUUAGAGGAAGUUAAUUCUGGUAUUAAGACGGAAAGGAAACCCUCUUUAAAGCCAGUGCUAUAACCUGGGAUUAUGUUUCGCAUGACUCCGAAAACAAAAAACUAGCUGCACAGUCACCUACCCGUGAUGGUAAACUUGCCAGUCAGACUCAUAUGCGUCUCCAGGCGUACAGGUUACUCGCUCGCAGUUGCUCAGUUUGUGAUAUAACAUUGUGUGUCGUUGGGAUGAUAUAAACUGGAGCGAUGGUGGACGUGGCGACGGUGUUGGCCCGGCGGCGCUGGACCUGGUCCAGCAACCUCUACGAGGGAUAUCUGUACAGUGGGAACAACCAGUUUGGAGCAUGCAGAGGCAAGAAGAUCCGCAAGUUCUCGGAGAACGAUGCCGACAUCCGUGCAGGGAGACUGCACUCUGUUGACGAAGGCAGUGGCCAGUUAAUAUCAAAGGUGCCUCUCACGACAAUAGAAAGCAAUGGCGAAACCAACCUUAGACGGAGAGCGAGUCUCCGCAUUAAGAAGAUGUCCUCUUCUUCAUUUCAUGACGGGACCAGUCGCUUUCCCAAGCUCAACGACUGCGCCCACUUCCACUACGACAACGUUGAGCUGGGACAAAUCACGCUAUCUAUGCACGAGGAUCCGGACCACGAAGAGGCCCUACUCCUGGCCUACCAGCAGAACGGCGGCUGCGAGCUGGCCGAUCACCCCUUCACCAUCAAGGUCUACAGCAACGGCAAGGUCUGGCUGGUCAAGCGCUGCUACGAGGACUUCCGGGUGCUGGACAAGCAGCUGCACAGCUGCAUCUACGACAGGCGCUUCAGCCAGCUGGUGGAACUGCCCAAGGGGGACGCCAUGCUGGGCAACCGAGAGGGUGUGCGGGGAAUCCUGAGCCGGUAUCUGGGCCGAUUCUCGCAGAUAGCUGGCGACAUGAUCAACUGUGGACCAGUCCUGAACUGGAUGGAGAUUGACAAUCAUGGCCAUGCGCUGAAGCUGGAUAACCAUGGCAACCACGUGGUUGCUAGCGAGGAGUCGGCCAUCAACAUACCAGCGGUGGCGGCGGCCCACGUGACCAAGCGAUACAUGGCGCAGGCGCCGGAUGAAAUCUCCCUUGAGGUCGGGGAUAUGAUCUCCGUGAUUGAUAUGCCCCCGCCGGUCGACACGUCUUGGUGGAGGGGCAAGAACGGAUUUGACGUCGGAUUCUUCCCUCGACAAUGUGUGGAGCUGAUCAGUGACAAAAUACCGCCCUCUGUUGUCAACAUCAUGCCAAGGUCACCCAAGCCAGUUUUGAACAAGCACGGCAAGCUGAUCACGUUCCUCCGAUCGUUCAUCCUGGCGAGGCCGACGAGACGUGGCCUGAAGCAGCGAGGAAUCCUGAGGGAGAGAGUAUUCGGCUGCGAUCUGGGAGAACACCUGCUGAACUGCGACACAGAUGUGCCCCAGAUUAUCCAGUCCUGCACGGAGUUCAUCGAGUCCAGAGGCAUCGUGGACGGCAUCUACCGGCUGUCCGGCGUCUCCUCAACAGUCCAGUGGCUGCGGGACGAGUUUGACAGCGAGAAGAUCCCCGACUUGACUCAGUACGAGAAGGACAUCCACUGCGUGUCGUCGGUCUGCAAGCUGUACUUCCGGGAGCUGCCCAACCCCCUGCUGACCUACCAGCUGUACAAGAAAUUUGAGGAGGCGGCGACGUCGGAGGAGGAGAGCCGUUUGCUCAAGAUGCACGACACGGUCCAGCAGCUUCCCCCGCCCCACUACCGCACCUUGCAGUUCCUGAUCAAGCACCUGGCCAAGAUGGCUACCCACGGAAACCAGACUGGAAUGACCACCAAGAACCUGGCCAUAGUCUGGGCACCAAACCUCCUCAGGUCUAAGGACUUAAUCCUAGCCACUGCAGCGGCCUUCAUGGAGAUCAAGAUCCAGGCCACGGUGGUGGAGUAUCUGAUCCGCAAAGCCGACGUCAUCUUUAAUGACAAACUCUUCCCCGAUGUCCCGGGAAGACUGAUGGGUCAGGAGAUGCAACGCCCCAAAUCCCUGGUCCUGUCCACCCCGACCAAGCUUCUCUCCUUGGAGGAGGCCAGGGCCCGCACUGCCUCCCAGGGGGCGGAGCUUGACGACAAGCCGCGGUACAUCGAGGUGGGAGGUGGUCCAGCAGCGCUACCCAAGCAGUACCACACCGUCAUAGAUUUGCCGAUGGAAAGAAAACGAGCCUCCUUCUCAGCCAAGUCCAAGAAGUCGCCCGGCUGGAAGGCCUUCUUCUCUCGCUCGGGCUCCAAGGAGGGUAAGAAGAAGGACGGGGAGGAGCUGAUGAAAGGGCUGGGGCGCAGCGGCCUGCGCUCAGUGCGCAGUGUGGAGUCCCUCAACUCCAGUAACUCCAGCUAUGACGGCCAACGCAGCGGCGACAGCAAUGGUUCUCAUAAAGUCAUCAUGCGGAGAAACUCCGUUGCCUGUGUGGACAGCUCCAGCCUGAAACGUGCCUCCUCCCACGAUUCCUUCUUUGAGGUGGAUGCAGCCACCAUCGCCGCGGCUACGGAGGACUUCCUUGCCUCGACGGCGCAUCUCAACAACCAGGACGACUCCGAUGACGAGAUCUUCCUCAGGGAAAAGAAGGUUGAGUUUGGCGAUGUUGCCAAGAGCGAGCCGGAGCGGAGGAAGUCCAGCCCGCUGUGGAUCGACCAGAGCAUCAGCAGCUCGGAAUCCAACAUGACCUCUCCCAAGACGCCGUUGCUGCUGACGCCGAGGGACAUCUCCACGGAGACAAAACCCAAGACGACGACGGGAGAGGAGAACCUGCUGGAGAUCAGCGCCCGGGUCUUGAUGACCAACUCCAUCAAGCUCAUCCCGAUUGUCAACGGGGAGGAUUCGGAGAGUGUGACCAAGAGCGACGCGGACCAGAACAACACCUCUCCUCAGGCACCUGUGCGACGGCGGACUAAAGCCAUCGGGAUGCCCUCCAGGCGGAAGAUCAAAAGCUCCCCGCCGAUGGACUUGCAGUUGUUUGGGAUGUCCCCGCCACGGGAGGUGGACAUCGCGGAGGAGGAGUCCAGCUCCAAGUUGUGGGGGAGGAAGGGAUCAGUGGAGAGUCCUGAAGGAUCCAAAGGGACCUCGGUCCUGGAGAAGAUCACCCGGGCGAUGAAGACCAAGAACAAAGUCCGCAGAGAGCUGAGCCUUGGAAUGGAGCCGGGGAAGCAGUCGCGGGGCACCCAAAACAACCAAGGUGAGGAGGUUGAGCGACAGACAAAUGGUAAACAGGACGGAAUGCAAAGGACACAGGAUGUGGACUCGCAGACAAAUGAGGAGCUCCCGGAUGGCGAGACUGUCCAUGGCUCACUGGCCCGACCAAGGUCCUUAUCGGCGCGCGCCCACUCAAACACGGACUCAGAUCUAUUUGACGACCUCUUUCCACCCGAGACAAAGUUCAGCUUGGACACAGUUUUGUCGGAGUAUGACAACAUAAUGGAGAAAUACAGCAACCGGGCUCUCACACCGGAUUUUGACACCAGUGCCGAGGAGGGGGCAUCCGGGAAGCGGACGUCUUUCCCCCGGGCCCCUCUGGAGACCGAGGAGUACCAGCCCAUCCCCCAGUUUUUGGACACGCUGGACGAAAGCUACAACCAGUCAUUAUCGGACAAUGAGAAUGAGCACGACAGAACAGUAGAACCGGCGACCUGCGAACACUCAGAGCCGCUGCUUAUUGUCGAGGAGUGCAAUGCCCCCGUGGAAUCACCCCCAAUUUCCCCAAUGGAAUCAUCCCGACACAGUGCAACUUUACCUCAAGGGGAUACGCCAUUACUGUCUUCGGGGGGCAGUCAGUCCCUUGCAACAAGUUUGGAAGCCAGCUCGAAGAGGGAACAUGAACAAAGCGGUAACAGCCCGGAGGUCGAUCUGAAAUUUAACUUUGAGAUUCUCAACAGGGAAUCGGACAUCAUUGAUUUCAACAGUGUGGAACACGGGGAAACAGAAAAGUUGGAUUCGAGUUUAGAAGUGUGGCACGACGCAUCUGAUAACGUCCUGGUUGACCCGGCGUUGGACCGUGCCGCAAAACCGGAUGUUGCGGUCUCCAGUGAAGCAUCUGAAGAGCUUUACCAUGACGUAGAGCAAGAAGACACCAGCCUGAGUCUAGACCUGGGCAACCCGUCACUAGAUGAGGACCAGGGCCUUCACGAGAUGAAGUUUCCCCCUGAAGAGGAUCUGGACUCCUCCAUCUUGGGACUCAAGCCGGGCUUCGGGGGCCUCUCCCCGGAGAUCCGCGCCAGCCAAGCCACUCUUGCCUCGCAGUACGACAAUCUGGAAGACAGCUUCUCCGACAGGGGAGUGGGUUGCAAUGUCCGAACAGCCACCCCGCCAGCGUGUGACAUGCUGGACUCUCCCUUUGAGGUGGUCGAGUCGCCUUUCUGUACGCCCUCCGAUGAGCUUGGGGAAAGCGGACAGGGUACAUACGGGUUGGCCCUGGACGAAGUUGUGGAACAUGUAAUAGAAUUGUAACUCCCUUGUUUCCAACAUUGUCCCCGUGUGUAUAUGUUUUAAAUUCCUGUUUAUUAUAUGCCUGCUUGAGCAGAACAGAAGAAGCUUGAAAUAUACAAAUUGCAAUAUUGAUCCACCUUUAACCUAGUCUGUGUAUCACCCGUUGUUCAACGGAGCCCUCUCCGUAACAGACGUGUGAUAUAUGUGAGCAAUGCAAAUUGUAUGCGAUCCCGCGCACCAGCCAAUCGGAGUUGACUUUAGAAUUUGUGACGUCGUUUCGAUCAGAAAUGUGGACUAAGCUGUUGAUUGGCCAAUUUGGCUGCCAUGAUUUUGUAAUACAUCAACGGGUUACGGAAGACCCGAUAGAAGGCGCCCGCUGAAUGGUCAGAAUCUCGAGGUCAAGACGCAGUCUUGUUUUUGCAUAAUUAAUCGCAGAAUCGCAUAAUUAAUCGCAGAAUCUGCUUGCACAUUACUAUUUAAUUAUUAAUCAUUUCUGGUAAUGAAACCAAGGAUUCCUCAAAAGCGCCCUAGGCACUGUAGCUCGCAAGCCUGAAGAAACCUGUGGAGAGAAGACAAUGAGAAGAAGUUAUAGUUAUAGAAGUGGGAGGAAAAGCCCAGAAGAAUAUUCUGGGGAAAACUCACGGAAUCAGGUAGGGACUGAAAAGCCACUCCACAUAAUGGCCCAGGCGGGACUUGAACCUAGGUCACAGCGGUGGAAGGCGAGGGAAGUACCCCUACGUCAACCUGACUCCUGAUGCCAAUAGACGUUUGCUGUGCAAGGGGAGAUUCCAUAGACUACCUUUUACCACUUUUCACUAAAAAAUAACCAACAUAAUUCUGGAUAUUUUGAUAAAAUUAUGACCUCUUCUUAGACUCAUUUUCAGAGUUGUGCUAAGCAGCGCAAGACAUUCAGCUAACACUGUACACUGUACAUGGAAUUUGCCACUGUCUGGACUUCCAAACGACUUUUGCUUAAAAAAAAAACUUUGAACAAAGAAAUUGACUGUUGCAGAGUUUGAACCUGCGACCUCCGGAUUACCGUUCCAGUGCUCUACCAACUGAGCUAUCCAGCCCUGUGUUGGCGGUACCCUAUUUAGUCAAUGUCUUUGAAAAUUUGAAGGAGAAAAAAAUUGCUUAAUAUCGGCACCACUAAAUUGGACCCUUGCCUGUUAUUGUAUCUACUGAAAUUGCUUGAGAUUUUGGGCUGUUGCAGUUUAUAGACUGAGCUGUUCAGGGCAGUACAUUGAUAGUUUAACUCUCCUAGUAGGAAGCCAAUACUCAGAGCAAUAUGUAAAACCUUUUAAACCCUGCAGGUCAGUUUC
Messenger RNA from Patiria miniata (bat star), 6083 nucleotides. Its product is annotated as rho GTPase-activating protein 32-like. Gene Ontology annotation, molecular function: phosphatidylinositol binding; GTPase activator activity; protein binding. Bases 553 to 4782 code for a protein of 1409 amino acids. The transcript has 17 exons. Lineage: Eukaryota; Metazoa; Echinodermata; Asteroidea; Valvatida; Asterinidae. The record is from RefSeq and is a predicted model, not a curated record. Gene Ontology annotation, biological process: small GTPase-mediated signal transduction.